AUGAUACAGCACGCUCAAAGGCGAUAUAUUGGUCUUCAACACUAUCAUGAGGCGACAGGUGUCCAAACCGGCGAAAGUGGGACGCAUCGUGUGUGGCUGGCACGGCCAAUGGAACCCGACUGCAGAGGAGCUUUGGCUCGUGCUGUAUUUCUGACCCAGAUCCCGGAGACCGACGCUUUGUUACCGUCGAUCACUUCCUCCCUUUCUUCGGUGAAUCGAUUCGGGGAACCCGUCCAUAUUGGUAUGCACGUCGGCGCGAGCGACGCCGUAUGCUGUGGUGAAGCAAAUCGGGUCAGCGCACAGAAUGAGGUUAUAUCGUCACCAACCUGUCUCCUGGUUGCCGCCACAGAAUCCGGAUUUGGCUGGGACUAUGGGGAGAGCAGUUCGAGACAUGAGUCGCGAAAUGUCAGCUCUCGCUGGAUUCCUGCCCUGCGAAACCAGGAGCAGGAGCAUGCGACAUGGAUGGAAGAUUAUUACCAGAAAGCGUUCGGGUGA
Messenger RNA from Penicillium subrubescens, 495 nucleotides. RefSeq lists its product as uncharacterized. The record is from RefSeq and is a predicted model, not a curated record. Lineage: Eukaryota; Fungi; Ascomycota; Eurotiomycetes; Eurotiales; Aspergillaceae. The transcript has 2 exons. The coding region runs from base 1 to 495 and encodes 164 amino acids.